ACUGCAGUCACAGACGGCUCUGCUCAAAAUCACAAAAUGUUUUAUAAAACAAUGAUUCAAAUGUGCAUGUUUGUAUGAAAAUGCAUCAUAGACAUUGUUGUCUAUAAUCAACGCUGUUAUUUUUAUUCGGAUAACAGGGAAGUGUGAAAUGUAAACAGUGGCGAAUGGUAACGCGCCCUAACGGCGCCAAUGUUUGAAUACUCCAGCUUGCCGUCUUGUUUUGUGUUGUGUAGCCUUGCAGUGGCAUUUUUUUUAUCUAAAUCACUGUUGCGAGUUCUGCUCAUUACGGUGAGGUCAUGGGUGUCCAGGAUUUGUGGCCGAUCUUAGAACCGGUUCGUGAGUCGGUGCCACUUUACAGCUUAAGCGGAAAAACACUGGCUGUGGAUCUUAGUUUAUGGGUUUGCGAAGCCCAACAUGUUCAAGCCAUGAUGGGCAGAGUAACCAAACCUCACCUCAGGAAUCUAUUCUUCCGCGUCUCUUCUCUCACACUUAUGGGAAUUAAGCCCGUCUUUGUCAUGGAAGGAGAAGCUCCCAAAAUAAAAGCAGAAACCAUGAGCAAAAGGACAGAAACAAGAUUUGGGGGAUUCAAAAAGAAGUUUGAGUCUAAGGUUGCUUCAAAUACCACCAGGGGGCGCUUCAACGCAGUACUAAGAGAGUGUGCAGAGAUGUUGGACUACAUGGGUGUCCCGUGGGUGAAAGCGGCUGGGGAAGCUGAGGCCAUGUGUGCUUACCUGGAUUCUCAGGGCCUGGUGGACGGCUGCAUCACCAAUGAUGGAGACGCCUUUCUGUAUGGAGCACAAACUGUUUACAAUAACUUCAAUAUGAGCAGUAAAGACCCCCAGGUGGAUUGUUACCAGACCUGCCGUAUUGAAACAGAGUUACAGCUGUGCAGAGAGAACCUGGUUGGUCUGGCUAUUCUACUUGGCUGUGAUUAUAUCCCUAAGGGUGUGUUGGGUGUUGGCAAAGAACAUGCACUUAAAUAUAUCCAGUCCCUGAAAGGCCAAACUCUACUGCAGAAAAUCAGCCAGUGGAAGAAGAAUGAGGCCGAAGUGUUUGAGAGCGUGUCAAAAAAAGUUUCUCACUGUCGCGUGUGUCGACAUCCUGGUUCAGCAAAGGCACACGAGCGAAGUGGCUGCGUCUUCUGUGACAGUAAACAUUUCUGUGAACCUCAGGAUUUUGAUUAUGAGUGUCCGUGUGACUGGCACCGCCAAGAGCAGACCCGGCAGGCUUUAUCUUUGGAGACAAACAUCAGGAAGAAAACACUUGCAAGUCCUCAGUUUCCAUUCAGAGAGAUUAUUAAUGAGUUCUUGACAUCCAAAGAUAAACCUGUGUCAGAUUUCAAGAGGAGGCAGCCAAACAUGCUGCUCAUGCAGAAAUUUGCCUACGACAAGAUGGAGUGGCCGAGACAUUACACUAGUGAAAAGGUUUUAGUCCUGAUUACCUACACAGAGCUGAAAAACAGGAAACAUGGAAAAGAGUCAACCUCACAAAUCAGACCAAUCAGGUAAUACUACAGGUUUCAGAUGAUUUGUUUUGUUUCCUGCUUCGAAGUCAUCUGGAGUAAACCAGAACAUUACGUGUUUCCUGAGGAUCAUCCUGCAGAGGAUCAACAUGAGGUGCGGACCGUGGAGGAAGAGACCCUCUUUAGUGUGGCCUUCCCAGAAGUGGUGGAGCACUACCUGCGAGAAAAAGCUCUAGCUGAAGAAAACAAGUUAAAAAAAAAGAAACCCAAGCGCAAGAAAGAGCAGCCGACCGAUGUGUGUGAUGGCAUCACUGACCUGCUGGCUCAGAUGAAUCUACAGACUUUGCCAAACGCAACAGUUCAAAAACAAAUGUCACCCCCAGCAGAUUCAUGCACAGAAAAAACAGAGGUGCUGUUUGUGGACACACCAGUGAACCACAGACAGCGAAUAAACUCCAACGCAGACCGGGGCGGUCUGGACGAUCUUCCCACCACUCCUCUGUUUAAUCCAGACUCAGAAACCACAACCUCACCAUCUGUCUCUGCUGUCAUUGAAGCUCUACAUCUGAGCGAUAUUGACUGGAAUGCCAUGUCCUUCACAUCCUCCCCAGCGCCACAAGUGUCUAAAAAUGACAACUCAGAGUCCAGGCCUCAGUUGUCCAAUGACCAUUACGUCACACAAACAAAGUGUGAAGACACUGAGUUGGACGUCAGGCCUGCAAACACCAGACCUGCUGCAGAGCAGUCUUUAACAGAGUCCUCUCUAAGGGACAGAGUGCUCAUGAAAAAUGCAGCCAAAUCUAUAAACCAGCACACACACAGUGGUGUGGUUCCAAUGGAAGGAAGAUGUGAGUUAGACUCUCUGGAGGAACAUUCUCUAUGCAAUUAUACUUCACAACCAAGUUCACUGAAGUUCACCAGGAGUGGAUCUGACGUUAAAGCGACAGGAAAAGAUUCAGGAAUAAACAGUGAUAAAAGCCAGUGUUUCCUGAUGAAGUCAGACACACAGGCAAAAAAUCAACAGGUCAAUGGCAUGCCCUCAAAAAAGCCUCCUCAGAAAUAUAAAUUUGUCAAAACAACUUCAGCGUCAUCAUCAUCGUCUUCAUCUGCCCUGAAGCAAAGGUGCAAUUCCUGCCCUUGUCCAGGUGACAAAUACAGGAAAAUGCCACAGACCAGCAAGAAGAGUGUGUGUCUGAGUGUGUGUUCGUCCAGCGAGGACAGUGAUGGAGAGAACCAGCAGGUUGCGCUACAGAGAAAGAACAAAAUUAAGCCAUUUAAGAAGUUCACUACAGAUAUGUCCUUAAAAUCAGCAUCCAGGUCUAAUCCAAGAGAACACACAGUGGAAUCAAACGAGUGUCAUCAACCGUUCAGAUUCAAAUCUCACAGACCCAGUGUUGACGUUAACACGACACCCGUGUCAACUAAAAGCAGAGGAGGGGAGGAUGUCACAACUGUUGUUGUGGACUGUGACAGUGUUUUCUCUCCAGCUUCAUCCCUCACUGUAUUAGACAGUGAUGACUCAGUGGUGGGCAGUGACAGUCCACUGCCUCUGGCAGAGAGACUAAGGCUAAAAUUCAUAAAGUGAUCGUCCUGGUCACAGACAGUCAAGAUGGACUUGAACUUUUAAGACUGUAAUUUGAAGUAUCAUUGUAAUAAAAUUUCCCUGGAUAUGGAUAAGAUCUGUGGAUAUGGGUAUUUGUGCCAAGAAAAUAAUGUUUCAUUUACUUAUACUAUUUUUUAACCUAUUGUAACUACAUUUUAGUUAUCAUGGAUGAAACUUUUGUUCAUUUUUUGCCGUUUAUUUUUUGGUUGACAUUUUUUGGUCAUUUUAUUUUCUUUCUAUAUUUCAGCAUUUUUGGGCUAAAGGUUCUCACAUUUUCCAGUCAGUAUAACAAUAGCAAUAAUUGUAAAUCUUCACAACUUCAUGUAAAACUAUUAAAGCACUGAAAGUUUUACAGAACCAUUUGCUGUGCACUAAAUUAAAUUUGGUUUGAAGGCA
Messenger RNA from Cynoglossus semilaevis (tongue sole), 3461 nucleotides. It is a transcript of the gene gen1, whose product is annotated as GEN1 Holliday junction 5' flap endonuclease. Gene Ontology annotation, molecular function: four-way junction DNA binding; 5'-flap endonuclease activity. The transcript is spliced from 13 exons. The record is from RefSeq and is a predicted model, not a curated record. Lineage: Eukaryota; Metazoa; Chordata; Actinopteri; Pleuronectiformes; Cynoglossidae.